Messenger RNA from Pseudopodoces humilis (Tibetan ground-tit), 11613 nucleotides. Lineage: Eukaryota; Metazoa; Chordata; Aves; Passeriformes; Paridae. The record is from RefSeq and is a predicted model, not a curated record.
GGAGGUCCAGGGAACCCGAAGCCACCAUCUCCCCACAGCUGGUUCUCAGCUCUGCGAACACAAGACUCAAAAGGCACAAGCAGUCUCCCAGUGCCAGUGGCACAUGCCUCUGGCUUGGCCCAUUCCAGUGGCGGCUCUGGCAGCUCCAGCGAGUCCGAGAGCAGCUCUGAGUCCGACUCUGAUAGUGAGAGCAGCUCCAGUGACAGCGAGUGCAAUGAGGAGUCACGCAGUGCCACGCCAGAGCCUGAACCCCCCUCAACAAAUAAAUGGCAGCUGGAUAAAUGGCUAAAUAAAGUGAACCCCCCCAACAAGACCAUCAUCAACAAUCAAAAUGAGCCUCACAGUGAGAGCAGCUCCCAGGCCCAGAACAACCAGCAGCCUGAAGGGCCAAACAAAGGGAAGCUCAACAGCAGCCUGCCCCCGACUGAUUCCAAAGACCGGGCAAUCCUUAGUCCCAUCCGAGAGAAAGCCAAACCACGAGUUUCCCAGAAAACUCCAGAGGCAAAAAGUUCCAAGCAGAAAUCACCAGCUCAUAAUGAGCCAACUUCACAAAGGACUACCGGGAAAAAGCAACCCAAAAAGGUAGAAAGGACUUCCAGUGUAGAAGAGUAUAACUGGCCCAAACCAAAUAAUACCAGCAACACUCCCAAAGAAAAAGACACACAGGAACCCCCCGAGCAGCCAAAGGUUCGAACUAAAGCAGCAGUUGGGAAGACAGCUCCAAGGAAAGAACCACGAACGAGCACAGGUCUCACUUCAGAGAAGAAAAAGUACAGAGGCCCCAGCAAAAUUGUCCCGAAGUCGCGGGAGUUCAUUGAAACUGAUUCAUCUACUUCUGACUCAAACACAGACCAGGAGGAGAACUUGCAAGUGAAGGUGCUGCCAGCCUGCACUGGGUCUGGCAGUGGUGUCAAAGUGAAGGAUUCUGGCAGUAACAUCCUCAGCGUAAGUAGCUUAACCAGCAAUGGCAGUAACACAUCCAUUGACCAGACUAGCAAUGAUCUGGAGGAGCAGCUCUUUUCUCCUAUCCCAAUCAUACAAAAUGAACUUCUGUCCCCACUGAGAGAAUAUGAAGAACUCAAAUCUCUGUGGGUGAAAAUAGACCUUAGUUUACUCUCUAGGAUACCUGGACAGGAAACUUUUGAAACCACGUCUGUGAAAAGUGAACCGAGAGAGGCAAAUGUGAAACACAGGCGGCCAUCUCGAGAGUCCCCUACCCCAACAGCUGAAAAACCCUCCACAAAAUCCAAAAGGAAACACAAGAUGGAAAGCCUGGAUACCUUUGCUGAAAGCAAGAAGCAGCGCCUGGAGGAGCCUCCUGCUUCCUGUCUGCUCCCACCUUGUAUAUCUCCAAUACCAAACCACAGAAUAACCAGCACUAAAGAGAGCAACAAUAGCUCAGUGAAGAAGGUGACAAAGAAAAGAGAAGAGAAGCUGUUUCCUCCUCCUUUGUCCCCACUCUUGGAUGAUCCUGUGCACCGGCGGCACAGCAGUGACAACGGCUCCUUCAGCCAGGAGCCCACUGUCACAAACACCUCACAGACCAGCAGCUCUUCCUCCUCUGUUUCUAAACACAGAAAGAAUGAAAAUAAAUCUUCUUCUAACCCCAAAGGAAUCUGUGAGGAAGAAUCUCACAGUACACCCACAGCCAACACUCUUCUUGACACCAGUCAUCUAGAGUCAGACAUCUGGUCUGCAAUGCCAACGCUUUCCAAUGGGAAUUCUGAGUCCAGAAGACCCAAAAUAACAUUUGAUGAUGUGCUUCACAAUGCAGAUUAUUACAUGCAAGAGGCUAAGAAGCUGAAGCAUAAAGCAGAUGCACUGCUGGAGAAGUUUGGUAAAGCAGUGAAUUAUGCUGAUGCUGCCCUCUCCUUCAUCGAAUGUGGAAAUGCUAUGGAGCGAGAUCCAUUAGAAGCUAAAUCUCCAUACACCAUGUACUCAGAGACUGUGGAACUCAUCAGGUAUGCAAUGAGACUCAAGAAUUUCACAGGCUCUUCUGCCACAGAAGGGGACAAGAAAUUAGCAGUUUUAUGCUACCGAUGCUUAUCACUUCUCUACUUGAGAAUGUUUAAACUAAAGAAGGACCAUGCUAUGAAGUACUCCAGAUCUCUGAUGGAAUAUUUUAAGAACUCUUCAAAAGCCUCUCAGGCCCCCUCACCUUGGGGCGGCAAUGGAAAGAGUACAGAAACGCCCUCACCCAUGUCCCUGAGCCCAUCCCCCGUCAGCUCUGCUGGAAGCAGCACAGGGACCACCUGCUCGUCCUCGGCCGGGACCAUCACCAUCCCCCAGCGCAUCCACCACAUGGCUGCCAGCCAUGUCAACAUCACCAACAACGUCCUGCGCAGCUAUGAGCACUGGGACAUGGCUGACAAGCUGACCAAGGAGAACAAAGAGUUCUUUGUAGACCUGGACUCAGUGAUGGGACCCUUAACACAACACAGCAGUAUGACCAAUCUGGUUCGUUACGUUCGCCAGGGACUCCACUGGCUCCGCAUUGAGGCUCAUUUAUUGUAGUGACUGAUGCCCUAUUCAUGACAUCCCCAUUCUUCUACCUCUACCAGCGCAGAGACGAUCACUGGUGGAACUCCACUCAUUUUUGAAAGUUUAUUCACGUAACUUCAUUUUUAUUGCCUUUUUUAAUAUCCUAUCUAUUGGAAGUAGAAGUCACCAUAAAUGAAACUUAUGACUCAAGAGCCGUAUGUGUUGUAUCAUCUAAUCAUUUUUGACAAUUUUCUAUGCCUUGUGUCUCCUGGAUCCUGCCAUCCUUAUGUGCUUUAUGGAACGGUACAUUCCCUGCAGUAUUGUUUUAAGUCCAUGCUGCCUUCAAGUGAACACAAAAAAAGCACUUUGAGAAGAUUGAGUUCCUGAGAAAUAGUACAAAGCAUCUUAAAUAUUUAAGGGUAUAUAUGAGAAGUCCCUUCUGAAAUAAAUUAGUUGAAAUUAUAGCUAUUCAUUCAAAAUAAUCUUCUGAACCUGAACUGGGCUUUUUGACACUUAAUUCUGGCAUCAUUACUUGACUCAGUACAUUCCUAAGAUUUUAUACUUCCUAUACGUUUAAUCUCUAAAAAAGAACAUUGAAUAUUUUACAGGUACAGAAUGUAAGAUCACCAAAGGUUUUAAGAGGUAAAAGGUUGAAGGAAAGCCUCAUUAAAGAACGAUGACACACUAUGCAAUGAGGUUUUGAUAUUCCAUUCCUCCGGUUUAUUGUUUGCUUAAGAAUUUCAGUAGGCAGCAGAAUUUAUUGCAGUUUUUAAGCAGUUUCAAAAUAUUAGCUUUGUAGUCUUAUCUACCAUUCCUAUACUAAAUCUGUGAGUUUUCUUUAUUUUUAGUCUCAAACAAAUACUUAUCCAAGAUUUUUCUUCAUAGAACAAUCUCUCCUUGCAUAGUGACUCACUGAAAGAUUUUAACAGGACUGCUGCACUCUAAGCAUUGAUAUUGUAUGUAGAAGUCCAUUAAUAAGUGUAUGCAGAUUCUUUAUGAACUGUCUAGAAGUUUAACUAACCAGCUACUGUUGAAACAUUAUAAUUCCAUGUAGCAUCAAUUUUCACCUGUUUUGUUCAUUUCAGAGCAUUAGAAACUAACAGUAUUAUCUUGCUAUCUUCAAAACAAUGUCAAAUUAAAUAAAAUCACCAGAUUUACCCAAAAGCAAUAUAACAUUUGUUUAAUAAUGGCCAUGAAUACUUCAGUCAGAUUACCUUUAUUCCAAGCUCUGCAUCUGUUUACCCAUGCUGUCAUAUUUUGGACCAUUCCUCUAAUGCGUGAAUACUAAUGAGACAAUUCAGAUAGAAUUUCAAAGCAAUUGUGAAUAAAUUGCACCAUUUCACAUUUGCUCUUUCCUCUUAUUUUUUUCCCCUGUUAUAAUCUGCACUGCUCUUCUGGUGCCACUGCAAGAGGCACUGGUUCAUGAAACAAAGCAAAAUGGAUUUAUAUCAAUAAUUCACAAGUUUUUAAAUGGUCUCAUCUCAUUCUUGAUAUAAUGACUGCAUACCUUACUGAACUGUAAAUUCCAUUUCUAUAAACAUGCUCAUAGCAAUGUAAAUAUUAUUCUGACUCAUCUCAUUGAAAUAAUACAAUAUGUGUAUUAAAUGCCAUCCAGAUAUUAGUUAAUUGCAAUUACUUUCUGCUAUAUAAAACUGUAUAUUCUUUAAUCCAGUGAGUUAUUGGAUUCUACUCACUGGGUUGUGACCAGAUAAAUAGGACAAAUUUGCAUUUAAAAGGUUCAGACUGUUAAGGUUUUCAGAGCAGGCCUUGAAUAUUUGCAAUAAGAGCAGUUUAAGGACUCUACCAAGUGCACAUUUAAGACAAACAUUUCUUUAGCUGUUGGAUAUUAGCUUCCUAUAGUACUACCUUUUCUUACAAAUCAAUAAUUCCUAACAUUUUUUUCCGCAAGACUGUAUUGUAAACACUGCCAACAUGAAUCAUUAGAGAAAUUAUCUAAUGAUAAUAGGGUUUUCUGCAAAGGAUAUUUGCAGAACAUGCACAUCCUGUAUUAUCUGCACAUUCCUGUUCCUGAAGUGGUUGAUUCACCCUUAUCUGUUCUCUGAGGGUUUCAGUAACACAGCUGAAACCUGAAUCUGACGCAUUGGUCACACCGACUCUGGCCCCAGUAGCUAAUGAAUAAAACCACGGCAGUCUGAGCUAUUCAGGAAUGCAGAUGAAUGGUGGUGGUCGGGGGUUUUUUAAAGUAAAAGAAAAGUAAACAUUUGAAAUAUUUUUUUUAACAGGUUGGGUACUUGAGAUGAAGGUUGAGCUGAUUUUGUCAUAAGCCAGAGUUUUCCGUUCUUUUUGCAAGUAACUAUUCAGUCUAAUUAAUUGUAUUGUCAUCACUUGCUCCUUUAAUGUAGAUUGAAAUCCAAGACUUCCAUGCAUUUACAAAGGAUAGCAAUGUCUUGAAGACAGUCUUCAGACACAGGGGUCUUCAGAGUUUGCUGCAGUCAUUCAGUGAUCACCAUAUAUUAUCUUUCCCUUGUUGCUUGUGGUAAACAGGCUCCUAUCUCUAAAUUUACCCCAUGUUCAACAAUCUUUUGCUUAAACAGCUUAAGGAAUUAGUCGUCCUGAUUUAGUAUCCUGUGAGUUAGGUUGAAAUGUGUGCUGAAUCAAUGGCAUGAUGAUAAUAAGUCCAGCAGUCAAGUCUAGGAUCACAACCCAACUUACUAUUUAGCAGUCUUGUUUCAAAAGCAGCUUAAAAACAAAUUAAAUAUGAAGAGAAAAUUAUUGUCUUAUCCCCAGGGAUGAUGCUUCUUUUGGGUUAGUUAUUAAGGAUUAUUGCACUUUUACAGGCACUGUAUUCAUCUCAUUUCAAUUGCCAACAUGUCAUCUUCGUGGAAUCAUUUUACCCCUUAAAAUAUUACUUCCAGCAGAGCUAAUCAAAUGAGAUUGUUUUUUAUUUCAAACCAUGGGGAAGCAGUAUGUCUGUGCUUGGGCAUUUGCAAUGUCUGCACUUAAAACUGCCCAAUUCAGGCUUUCAAAAUCAUGAACCAAGCACCAAAAAUUACAAGAUUGGCUUAAAUUUGUGGUUUAGUUUUGUUGGAUUUUUUUAAUAAACUCUUUGAUUCUUGUAUUGCCAAAUACAGGAUGGUGAGCUUUGGGACUGAUUUCAUGACACAUUUUCAGGCAUUUUACAAGCAUGCCAAGGGCUGGAACUGACAUGUUUGUUUUUAAAUAGUGAUAAACUGGAAGAGUGAUGCAAUCUCUUGACUUCUGUAGCUGGAUUUAAAAAAGACACCAAGCUUCGUAAAACAUUGCCAGAACUGACAAGACUGUAAUUUGUGACCCAUGGCUGAGAAGGUUUGGAGCAGUAUAAAGAGUUCAGCAGUGAAGGGAGCAGGCCUGUAAAGGGCUAAACUUAGGCAUUUGAGGUGUAAGACCCAAGGGCAGAAAAGUCUUAAAUGCUCAAGAGAGGCAUUUACGAAUCACUUAGCCUCCACUUCAGGUUUUAAGUAUUUGACAAGGUGCAGGCAGAAUAUCCAGCUCCCAUUGCAGGGAACAUCUCCAGCUAUGUGAUUUGUGUUUGGGUAUUCUAGAGCAGGGAGCAGAGGGAAAGCCUUUUUGUGAUAGUGUUGGUGGCAACUUUCACAGCUUGCAUCUUAUAGCUUAAUUUCUCUUUUUCUUACAUGUUCUUUGUACUUUCAAUUGUUUAAAUAUUCUCUCUGUGGUUGCUUCAUUUAUAAAUUAUCUCCUUUGAAAGGUAGACACAGAUCUGUUCCUAGUUAUGCAGGACAUUUUCAAAAAUAGGAUCUAAGAUCUUUCUUCUUAAAGAAACAAAAUAAGCCAAUUGAAUCUGGAAUUUAAUUUCCAUGCUUUUUUUUAAAUUUCACGGAUUUUAUUAUGUUAUUCUAUUAUGACAAUUUAGAUUCACUAAUGUUUUUAGAUUCUUUGGAAAAAACUGUUUCAGUGAGUUUUUAUCAGCCUUUAAUGCUGUGUAAAUCCAGUUAUUAGUCUUGUAAGUGUAAAUUAACAGAUAACAAAAAUGGAGUUGGUAAGGAUGCUGACUUGAGUAAUAACGUACUUCAUUGCUUGGAGUUCAGGAGAAAUUCCAUGCAGCAUUGAAGCAAGUCCAUGAGUAUAAGUGUGUGUACACAUCUGAGUAGAUUUAUGUGUGGAUUUGCAGCAGAAAGUCCUUGUUCAUUACUUCAUAGCACAGGAGGAAAGAUAUGGUAGCUGUAAACAGAAAACAUUCCUACCACUGCUGGUGGCAGUGGCAUUAUUCAGGUGUUCCUCUGUAGCUUGUGCAUAGUCCUGUUUGCAUCUACUGCCUCUUGCAAACAAUGAAGCAGUGGCAGAAAGUAGCAACAACUCUGUCAUUUUAGUUCUGUGGUCCCUGUAGUAAGAGCUGAAUGUGCUGUGUCAACGUACUGUUUUCCAGGUAAACUCAUUUGCCAUAGACCAGUGUCUUGAAGUUUUAAGAAAGACAAAAUAUUCAACAAGUCACCAAAGAAAAUUAAGUUGCUAUUCUGAAGCAAGUGUAGAAGUGUCCCAACUGCAGGCAGGCUUCAGACCAAGGGGUCUUAGCAAAGGGCCUUUCCCCUCUCAGUAUCUUCCUGACCUGACCUGAAUGCACUGGGAGUGAGGCAAAGGGGAUGAAGAUGGGAAACUAAUCUACUGUCCUUAUGAUAUCUUCCAGCUUUACUUUACAUGCUACUUUAUAAAUACAAAUAAAACAAGUCAAUGUUGGGAGAGCUCAGUUCCUCAGUUUCCAAAAAUCCUCCUGAACUUCCAUGACAUAACCAGAGCAGAUCAAUGCAUAAAGACAUUCUCUGUUGUCUAAUGAGGUAUGUCUAUAUAGGGGCAUAUUUUAGUUAUAUCACUUGAUAUUUAGCCUAAAUGUAUAGGCUAAAAGCUAUUAAGGUCUCCUCCAUUACUGAAACCUCUGCCACUGAAUGCAAAAUGUUCCUGCCUGACUUAGAGAGUAGUCAUCUUCUCCCCAGUAUCCUUGUCAGAUCUGCCUUUCUGAUGGACUCGGUAGCUUUCCUUAAGCCAUUUUGUUUCAGAGAUAUUUAGUCUUCCAAGAUCAUCUGAUCAUCUCACACCAGUUUAAACCUCUUGUGGUGGCUGCUGAAGUCAGGAUAGAUUGCAUUCAGAUCUUGUGUUCAACUCGGGAGAGGACAUGACUCUAUAGAGAGAGAUGAGAGCAGAUGAGUUACUACAUAAAACUGGUGUCAGGUGAGAAUCAAACCUGGCCUCAUCAGGAGGCACUGCAGCAGAAAUACUGUGAUGAAAAGCUGUUCCCAGAACCACAGGGUGUGUAGUGACAUUUCAGGCAGCUCACUGGCACUGUAAUCAUAUUAGGCAAUGGUAAAGAUGUCAAGAGUGGUUUAAAGAAAGUGGAGGAAGCUGCUGUGGUCCGACAUCGUGAAUUUAAGCUGAGUGUGCUUCUUGGGAAAGGGGACUUAUUACUGUUGAUGUGUCCUGCAAAAUAAUACCUAUACCAUGGUAUCCUGUGAAAUUAGAAUACAGCAGCACCACAUCCAGUUCUUCAGUCCAGCUCAGAGUGCCACCUCAUGUCACAGAGAGGUAUUUCUUGUCACUACCUUGAAGUCACCAUCCAGUUAAACCAUUAUUUUUACUUUAUUUGUACAACAGAAGCAAGAACCAAGCCCAAAGGCCCAGCAGCCACCUUAGGCAGCAUUGUGUCACCUGAUGUUGCCUCCCACAGGCUGUGGAGCCACACAGAGUUCCUGAGCCCUCAGCCUGCUCUGGGUGUUGGACUGCUACAGGUCUGUGUGGUGUGAAUCCCCACAUAGUCCUGUCCACUGUACUGGGGGUCCAGUCCAGCCCAAGAGGACUGAGAAACCCCAGCCCCACUGCCUGGGUGAGCAGAGCUGUGGCUCCGCAUUGCUUUCAGGUCUUGGUCCUCUGCAGCUGCAGAUGGACUGGGAUUUGAGCACUCACUUGUACUUGCACUGAAUCUGGAAAUGCCAAUGAAGCUGACAGAAGCUGUGCACACAUGACAGCAUAGAACUCAGUCAGUACCCACUGUACACAGAAUUGGAAUUUAAAUUGUGGUGUCCACAGAACCACUCAUGCUUACAGGACUCCAACUGAGUCCUACUGAUGCCAGUCUAAAAGGUCAUGUGAGUGGACAAUGCAGCUGUUUGAGACUUGUUUUCUUCUUUGAUUUUAACUGAGUUUCUCUAUCUAGCAAGUUCCAUAAGCUCUCUGUGCUAGAUAUAAGUUUACUCACAACUGUGUGAGUACGUUGUAAUACCAUUGAAAGGCCCUUCAAGUAUAGAUAGCCCUAGUUUCCACUCAUCUCACUUAUUUUCUUCUCAGAAUUCAAAGGAAGUUCAGAUUCUGAGGUGAAUUUAAUUGUUUUAUUGAACAAAAGCAACUACAAUGGACCAAAAUUUGAGCUAAGCAAAUGUAAAGUAACAGUAAAAAAAGUAAAAAUAACUUGGCUCAACUGGUGGAAUUCAUGGCACCAAAUUCUGCUGUCAUGUGGCAUUAGUGCAAGUCUUGCAGAGCUUACUGAGUACUUUUUAUCAGAGGAGAAGCUAGAUAAACAAAAAUGGCAUACCCUUACUGGAGUUAUGUGUAUUAGGCACAGUUGCAUUAAACCAAUUAAUUGAAUGGAAUUCCAUCCACUGGAAUGGCUGGCACUCAUCUCACUGAAAGUAGUUCAAGGUCUCUGGACUAGAGCUGAAUAACUGCAAAAAGAUUCGCUCUUCAACCAGACCAUGUGUUGACUCAGCCCUUGCUCAGGGAAACCACCACUGAUUUCAGUGACAAGUAACAAUGUUAUGGACACAGAGAAACACCGGCAAGAGACAUUUACCCUUGAAUUUAUGAAAGAGCUGAAUAGUAGAUAGCAACAUAAAUGUUUCAUUUAUAACAGAGGUAGAGUACAAGUUCCUCAGCUGGUGUAAACCAGUAUAGGAGUACUGAUUUCAGUGGAGUUAAUCCAAUAUGCACACACCAAGGAGCAAACCCUCUAACCCCAGACUAAUUUUUGCCAGUGUAUCUCUAUGCAGAUAAACUCCCAAAGCUUUUAUCAUCAUGCCUUUUUACUGAUCAUGCCAUUGAAAUGAUUAAUGUACCAUAAUCCUUGCCUAUGAGGAAAUAUUGUACUUUGCAAAGCUAUGCAGUGUACAGCACAUCAUAAAACAGCUUUAGACCACACAGUCUGUAGGGAGACGCAUUAUCAGAAAUGCGAUGAACAAAGCAUCUUUUGAUCUGAUGUUGAUUACACCUCAUUCUGCACUUCCACAGCUGAGUUUUUCAUACAAACCAAGUUAUGGCUGCAUGUUUCUGAUGACUGAGGGCCAAAGCAUCAGCUGAUGUGCCUCUAAGUAGCUCUGUGGAUGUCAGUGCUGAUUUACACUGGGUGAAAAACCAGUCCUCUUCCUUUUCAUACUGUGCUGCAUGCCCUAAUGCAGCUUUAUAAAUGCACACUGAGCCUGAGCGAAUAUUGAACUAUUCUGAUUCAGCACCAGAUAAUCCCUGCUAAAAAAAAUUGGAGGGUAAUUUCUGCCUGCCAACUAGAUUUGCAUAUGUUUUAGUUUUAACUAAAGGCAUGGUGCAAUUUCAUUACCUCCCAGUUUAAGUAUUUACUGGCAUCAGCAUUAGCUCACACAGAAAGAUGGUAAAUAAAUUCAAACAUGUCAUAUAUGCUCUCAGUCUAGAGAUGGAAUCUGUUACCUUAGUUCAAAGACAUUGCAGCAUGCUAAAGUGGUUUUUCUAAGCCAAAUGGGUUCUGUACAUUCAGAAGUCUCAGCAAAUAUUUAUCUAGGCCCGAUUCUGCUGUUCUUCCCCUGAGCAUCCUGGUCAGCACAUUGCUCCACUGAGGUCCACAGAAGUAACUGUGUGAACUGGUGCUCAGCACACAGAUUGCAGAAGCAGGCACUGAAUAUAUUAGGUUGCAGUCAGAGGUUUAAUUUUAGCCAUAUGUAUCAUUUGAGGACACUGAAAAAUGAUGUACAUCUCAUCCAAGCUGACAGUCCUUGUAUUUCCAUAAAAUAUUGUAUAAUUUAUUCCUGUCUGUAUUUUUGACAUCUCUGGAUUGCAUGUCUUCUACUGAAUCUUAAAUGCUGUUUCUUUUUAAACCCACAUUCAAAAGGUUUAGGAUAUAACAUCACAGAAUAUGAAAACAAGUCAAAGAUUUGGUGAUGUUUUGCUUUGGUUUUGAGCUCUCCUUUUUGAGUUUCUGUUUUGGCUUGGAUGUGGUACUCCCAGAAGUUUUGGAAUGGUUCAACUCAAUUAAAGUUCCUUCCUGUCAUUUGGGAAAAAGGAAAAAUAAUAACAAAAUAGAACUAAGGUUCAGGAAAAGUAAUCCUGGCAAACUUGGUGGGUGUUUGCUCUUCCUAGCUGUCCUGAUUUUUUUAACCCUGCCAUGUUGGGUUCUCUGUCUGUGGGUUCUCUCACCCACCAUUUCUGGCUGUGGCAAAUACUAUUUUUUUUUAUUUUUUUUUCUUUUGUGUGUGUGUGUGUGUGUGUGUGUGUGUGUGUACAUGUAUAAUUAACCAAAAUAUCAGGAAAAUUUAUAUGUGCUUUCCUCUGGUUCCUGGAAAUAGAGCAACAUUAUGACCUUAUGGUCUUCCAGCAAAAGUCAGAUUUAAUUUCUGCAUUGCAGUGCAACUUAAUUAGCUAUUGGAAUUAGAUUAUGGUUUAUUAAAUGGCUUUUUACCUUACAUUCAUGUUCUUACUUUUUAUUUACUAUUGAAGUAGUAUUUUUUCUUAUGUGUGCAAGUAUCAUAUCAAUAAUCAUUGCAAUUCCACAAGGUGUCUUUGUUCUGAACAAGCAUGUUAUUCUUGUAAAGUUUUAAGUAUAAGUUAAGAUGUUUUGUACAGACCAAGGUAACUGUUAAAAUGUCAAGCAAUUACUGAAAUGUUGUAUAGUUAUAAAAGUUUGAUUUCUUUUGCUUUAUAUGUAUAAAAUUGUAUCUUGCCUGUUUUGCUUUGUAUUUCCAAUGUGUUGCACAAUUAUGCAUCUUGUUUACAUUUGUUCCUUCUUCAGAAAAAAAAAAAUAACAGUAAUACUUUAUGUACAAACAUUUUAAAUGUACUUUUGUUGUUUUUAAACACAAUGUCUCUGUAUAAAUAAUAUUGUUUGAGCUGGUACAUUCAUGUCUCUCAUGGAGGGAUUAAUUAUACUGCCAGUGCAUUGAAUUAUUUAAA